CGACACUUGACACCUGGAUCCUGGAGAGUCGCUGCACCUGGAGUCUCAAAGCUACGUCGGACGUGGUGUUAAACAUAAGUGCGGCGCCGCACCUCAGGAAUUAUCUUUUGGUUUCUAGCCUUUCCAUGCGGUGUGUGAGCUGCCAACCUGGACGCGGCGGUGUCAUCACGAUGAUCAAAAGUUAAACCAAGCACUUCCGUUGAGGAUUUGGUUGCGUGUCCGAGUGACGCUCCUGACUGUCGCUUCAACACGAAAUCUGACGAGGUGGCUGAGCGUUACGUCUUUGCUCCCGUCUGCUGUUGUCAAGAACAGCGGGUUCAACGUGAGGCAGUGCAGCUCCUGCCAACGCAAUGAUGCCGCGACUCAGCAGGCAGCUCAUAACUGCUUUUGCUUUCUCGGUCGCAACCGCAUCAACCAAGACCUCACUUCAAACCAUGGUUUUCCGCCACGCUCUACGAGUUGCAGUCGUCUCCGAUAGCAAGAUCGUGCAACGCACGCUACACACGAACGCAAUGGACAAGCUUCGUCCACUUUGGCAAAAGCGGUGGCCAAUGCUCUCUAAAGCUAACUACACGAAUGAAGGAACGCAAGGAGACAGUGAUACAAUUGAAGUCGCCAAGAGGCAGCAAGCAGUGCAAAGCGACAACUACCAACUCGUGAUCGUGGGCACUGGUUGGGCUGGUUACCAAAUGUUCACCGAGUGCUCCAAGCAUCUCGCCGAUAUCGAGAAGAACGUGGACGGCAGGAACGUGGACAUCGUCGUGGUCUCCAUGCGAAACCAUUUCCUGUACACGCCACUGCUAGCAAGUACAACUGUAGGAACACUCGAGUUCCAGUCCAUUACGGAGCCAAUCCGUGAUGGAAUGUUUCGCCACGAAGGUCAUUUUCAUCUUGCCAGUGUCAAGGAGAUCGAUCCAGAGAAGAAGGAGCUGUUCGUCAAGUCAGCUUUGGGCUCCCGUCGAGAGUAUCCUAUCAAGUACGACACAUUGGUGCUGGCCUGUGGUUCUCGCCCACUCACCUUCGGUCUACCAGGUGUAGAGGAGCAUGCCUUCUUCCUCAAAGAAAUCCACCACGCUCAGAAAAUCCGCAACCGGAUUCUGGAAAACUUCGAGGUGGCUACACAACCUGGCGUCACACCCGAGGAGAAGGCACGACUGCUACAUUUCGUUGUGGUGGGCGGUGGCCCUACCGGUAUCGAGUUCUGCGCUGAGUUGUAUGAUCUGGUACUCCAAGAUCUCCGACACAUGUACCCUGAUGUGUCCAAGUAUCUCGGUGUAACGCUGUUAGACUCCGGUGAAAUUCUGAGUGGUUUCGACAAACAACUACGCACUGUAGCGCUCAGUAAGAUCGAGUCGAGAAGCAGUAUGCGGAUCAUCAAGAAGAACUGCAUUGAAGUCACUGCUGACGGUGUGACGCUUGAAGAUGGCGAGAAACUACCCGCGGGUCUUGUAGUCUGGACGGCUGGGGUAGGACCCAACGCACUUACCAAGUCACUGACAGUGUUUGACAAGAGCAAACGCGGUAACAUUCUGACCAACCAGUACUGUCAAGUACUAGGAGCAGCGGAGGUCGAGAAGGAAGCUCCAUUUGGCAUGCCUCGUCGCUCGAACGUGUUCUCUAUUGGAGACUGUGCCGAAAUCCUGGACUACUCGUUGCCAGCGACAGCGCAAAAGGCUCAAACUCAAGCUGACUACCUCACAGCAUUGCUGCGUGGUAAGAACUCAACUCCUGCUAAGCCGUAUAUUUUCCGCAGUAAGGGAAUGAUGGCGUAUCUGGGCUCGUACCAGGGUCUGUUUGAGGCACGACCUCGCGAAGAUGGCAAGAUCACGCUCACUGGGUGGCAGGCCUGGUUCCUAUGGCGAAGUGCGUAUCUGACCAAGCUCGGAAGUUGGAGACUUCGAUUGCAAGUGCCGCUGGAUUGGCUCAAGGCAUUCGUUGUAGGUCGAGAUGUAUCCAGGUUUUAAGGGUAUUGCCUGUCGAUGAUACAAUUGCAUCGCCCAGAUACAGAAAUUUGCCUCUAGUAGUAAAAAUGAUUCAUCUACUUCAUCUUGCAACCUACUGGAUGCUGGCUCGGGUCUUAGUAGGCGCUCAGUGUGUUCAUCCAUGAGCAAGACAAGAUGGUUAAGGUGGUUGACGAAUUCCGAGAGAUAUUGCCGAAAAAGUACGCAAAAGAGAUCUCCGAAAAACCUGGCUUCGUUCAACUAGUGUUGAGUGCAAAUUUCCGAGCUGCAGACCGAUUCACCCGAGUGUUCAAGG
Molecule: messenger RNA, 2256 nt
Organism: Phytophthora nicotianae INRA-310
Lineage: Eukaryota; Oomycota; Peronosporomycetes; Peronosporales; Peronosporaceae
Exons: 2
Coding region: 351-1964 (537 amino acids)
Molecular function (GO): NADH dehydrogenase activity
Source: RefSeq, a predicted model, not a curated record